This is a messenger RNA of Spirodela intermedia, 3358 nucleotides long. Lineage: Eukaryota; Viridiplantae; Streptophyta; Magnoliopsida; Alismatales; Araceae. The record is from the annotation of a GenBank genome assembly.
AUGGUGACUAUCCACUUUUCCAAGGUUUCCCAGGAGUGGUGGACCAAUGGGGAAACUAAAAUAUUUCCAAAGAAUGCUUCAACCAACACCCCUCGCUCCCGUUUGCUGAUUAGUAGUGUUUCUGCUCGUUGUUCAUUUGUUUGUGGUUCUUCAAAUGAUCUCAAGGAAUUGAGGAGCCAUUAUCUAUGGAUGAACCCGAAACAAAAGUUUCCAAACAGGGGCCCGGUAUGCAAAAGCUUCUGAAUUUCUGGUUUUCGACUAUUUUCUGCCAGUGGCUUUGCUUUAAAAUAAUCCUUCAUGACGCUUUUUUCUAUAAACUUUGUUCAGAUUCUGCCUAUUUGUGCAUCGCUAGAUGAAGAUUACCGUUCAUCUCGGAAUAUUGCAAUCAGCCUCUUCAGGCGAUACAGGAAUGUUGUUGAUCGUGGUGGUGCUGAUAAUUUAAAGGUAUCUACCAGGCUUCCUUUGUUUCCCUUCCACUAGAAUGCAUUUUGAGUCUAUUUGAAAAAAUAUUUACGCCUCUCAGUGCAAUUUUGUAAAAAAUCUAUUUUGUUUAUUUUUUCCAGGAGUUCAUAAAUGUUGGGGUGAAUGCAUAUGCCUUGGGUUGCACUGAUGAGGGACUGAGGAAAGAACUCUUAAACUUGAAGGAAACUGGCGUUGAGAUAGAAGGACUACGUGCAUAUGGUGGAGCCACCAGUUUGAAGUACAAAGUCUUGUCUGAGGAGGUAGGUUUUCCUGCCAAAGCAGAAUCUUGAGAUUGCUAAAAUAGAUUUAAAUUGGCCGACUCUUAUAAAUUAGCAGCCCUUCCCAUAAAAAAUCCAAAAAGUAAUUGCUCUUUUUGUCUUGGAUCGUUCGUAAGAUCGAUUAUACUGACAUAAAGCUCGAGAUUAUGUGCCAGAUGACGCUACUAACCCUAUGAGUAGCGCAACAAUAUUGACAUUGUGUUCCUAUUUGAUGCUCAAAAUUAACAUGUAACAUGAUUUCUCCUACUUUAGCCUUCAAAUAUGAUGAAAAUCGCAACCAUAAGAGAACUUAGGGUGUUCUCUUCUAUUUAUGUAUCAUCUUAAGCCCCCGACAUUCCGUGACAUUUUUUUACUAAUUGAGUAAUUCUAUAGCUCAUUGAUUCCUGUUCAGAUUUUUGAGGUAACUUGAGGCCAGAUAUUUUAACCUGCUUGUUUGUCUGCAUUCUCGAAACAGCCUGUCGAAAAACUUGUUAAUCCAAUUAAAUCCUAGGUUUUUAAUUUUUGAAGAACCUUAGCUGAUUGACUUUCCAAUUUUUUUGUCAUUUUAAUCCGAAAAGAAAGCUCUACAAAAUGGUGUCAUUACCUUAUUGCAGGCCCAGGAAUGCAUUCUCUGGUUAAGUAUUAUAUUUAUCACCAUUCUUUGCACGCCACAACCGACUGUCAUCAGAUGGUCUUCUACACCGCCCGUCUCCGACGAAAUCAUGGCUAGGUGGAAAGGAUUCUGUGCCCUCAUAGCAAAUGCAUACUACGUGAAAGGGAUGGCAUGGUACGGGCAUCUACACAAAACACAUGCACAUGCUCAUGUCAACCUUAUGAGCCUGUUUAUUUGUCUCCACUCCUCUCCAUACUAUUUCUGAUUCAAAUCGGGCUAUUUUAGCACUUCAUAAUGUGAUAGAUUAUCUCAUUUGGCCUCUCAUGAUAUGGAUAGUUAUCAAUAUAUCAUGCAAUAUGCUUAAUCUAGGUUGGUUGGAAGAAAAAUGGUUAAAUUUUGGAGCCUAUAUAUCAUGUAUGAUUAAGCCAAAGCUUCAUCUUUUCACGUCAUAAGAUUGAUGGUGAAGGCAUUAUCGUUAAUUCCGUAAUUAUUUUUGUUUUUUUUUGACUAUUUUAGGCUUCCGGUGAAAACCUUACAACUAGAACAGUUGGCUGUUAUAGGGAGCGCUGAAGAACCAUCUGUUGUCUCCAGCCGGAUGCAGCUGGUGUUUAGCACGCUAGAGGUUGGGCAUUUCUUCAAUAUCUCUACCAGUGAUCUCGAUUAUGGCCCAUCAGAUUAUCAUGGCUGACUUUUCUUUUAAAGGUUUUUUUAAGUUUACGUAGCUGUAAAACAGUUGGUGGUGGCUAAGUAAAUGAAAAUAUUUAAUUUUUUAUUUAAAUAAACUAUGAAAAAAUUCAUUUUUCAGGUACUUAUCUUAUGCCAAACUUAUCUAUGUAGCCGAUUAAAUGGUUCCUCAGUCUCUAGAUUUCAAUAAAAAUACAGUCAGUUUCGAGAUUUUUAUUCUUUUGACAUUAUUUAAACUUUGAUAUUCUAAUUACCGUACCUAGAUUUUUUUUUAUUUUUUCUCUUUUUCCUGAGAGGGGGGGUGUUCUUGGUUACUGUAAAAUAGCUGAAUGAUAAGCCAAUGGGACCAAUUUAGCUCUUAUAGCUUCAAUAAAAAAAAUAAAAAUUUUCAUUGAUAAGUUUUUAUUUUACACCAAACUUACCAAACAAACUGGAUAAAUGCUUCCUCAGUCUCUCGAUUUCACUGAAAAUGCAAUAAUCAUACUCUGCUGAGAAAAAAACCUGGUGACUAAUGACAACAUCUCGCUUGAAUUUUUUUCUCUUUCAUCAUGGUAUCAUCUUUGAUAUUGAGAGUUUCGGUGCCUUUAUUAUCUAAUUUUGGGGUUUAUCUUAAUCUCUAUGUUAAAGAACCGAAUGGUGGAUAAACCCAUGAAGUUAAAUUAAACCAUAUAGUUAUUUGAAAUAAAAAUUUCCUUCAUCAAUAAUUUCUUCUACGCCAAACUUCUCUUUUUAACCUGUUAAAAUGGUCGGUCUCUGGAUCUUGCUAAAAAUACGUUCUUCAUGAGAUUUUGAUUCUUUUAUCAUAAUAUGAGCUCUUGAUUAUGUGAUUUACAUGUUGUCAUCAUCCCUUAGAUCCUUUUACAUUGAUCUUCCAGAGAAAUUACUCGAUCACAUAGAACUUAGAUUAAACCAAAAUCAAUUUAUCAGGUAUUUAAUUUAUCUCAAACUUAGCUAUCCAGCCUAUUAAAUGGUUCUUCGGUAUCCCAAUUUCACUCAAAAAUAAAAUCAUUCGGCAGUUAUGUGUCAAAAAGUAGUCUGGCAGCAAGAACACCCCAUUUUCAUCAUGGUAUGAACUUUGGUGUUGACUUUCUAAGAUUAGACAAAUUUCACGAAUUAAUGUCCAUCUUAGCUUGGUACUAUCUCUAAAUAUAGUAAUGGCCAUGGCCAGUGAUGUGGGUUAACCUUCAUUUUAUCUGAUUUAACCAGUCAAGAACAUUCUGCCUUCAUUAAUGUCCAUCGUACUAAACUUCAUCUGCCCAACUCAUGCUGAAUUCCUAUCUCAUUUCUGGACUUUUUUUCUGGGUUUCUGCAGGUAGUUAGCCCACAGUGGCCAAGAGCCUGA